Molecule: messenger RNA, 2397 nt
Organism: Ruditapes philippinarum (Manila clam)
Lineage: Eukaryota; Metazoa; Mollusca; Bivalvia; Venerida; Veneridae
Exons: 12
Coding region: 109-2001 (630 amino acids)
Cellular component (GO): centrosome; spindle pole
Source: RefSeq, a predicted model, not a curated record
CCGUGCAGAAGCUUGAUCAGUAAUAACAAGCAUCAGCGUGAUUGACAACAAAAUUGACAGCGGGAAAUCUCGUGUGAAAUUUUUACCAGCUAAGCACUGCAUGCAGCUAUGACGACUGGUGAUAUAUCCAACAAUAUUAGGAAGAUGAGAUCUAGACUGAAAGAAAUAAAAUACAGUGACACCUUUGAUGUCAAUUUACUAGCUGAGGGACAACCGGCUGCCUAUCUCCCAAUCUACCACUACGCCUUCACCAACUAUAGUCAACCAUUAGCUCAGCUUAUUCUUGACAAAGGUAUUGAGCUCUUUGGAAAAUCUGAUGCUAGAUUUAUGGAAGCAGUGUAUAAAAUAUUGAGAGACGUUUUUGUAUACAAGCCACCAAUUACAAAAGAACAGUUUUUUGCGAAAGGAUUUGCGGAAAGGAAAGUUAUCAUGUGUGCCGACAUACUACAGCUUGUGAAACAAAAACACAAAGAGUUAAAACCAGCGCCACCUAAAACAGCUAUGAAGACAAGUGUAAGACCGAAGUCAGCUGCUGAGACAAAGGCGUUACCUCUAGCAGUUCCAAAGACAAAGCUAGAAACAAGAAGACCUGAACCAGUCCGUCAUUUAUCAUCGGCCAUCAGUCAUCCACAUCCGGUCAGACAUGUUGCGAGACGUGAGUCAACAGAGUCGUCGGCGUCUUCAGAUCAUAGCGACUCUGUUCCCCGACCAAUUCUCUCCGUCCAUAAUGGGACCGCGAAGUUGAUGAAUAAACAUGUCAGCAUACAGUCACCAAGGGAGGUAAACCAUAUCUCACCAAGACAAGGUUCAUUACCACAGGGCUUACCACAGGGCGGACCACAGUGGCAGUUUGAAGAUACGCCAGAAGAUCUUGAUGAUGUCAAGUCACAUUUUAUGACUCCGAGCGUCAAGAAAGUGUGCACAAGAUCAAUAGAAAUGGUCACCAUGCCUCAAGGUGAUUAUGACGAUUUAGACAGAGAUACCAGUAUUGUAGAGAUUCAGGCUCGCACCAGGGACUCCCUGUUACAAUCACCUGUGUCUACCUCAAAUCUUGACAUCACCAGUCUGUAUCAGACAGUUGAGGCUUUAUCAAGUCAGGUGAUGAUGAUUGCUCGGAACCAGCAGGCUGGGGGUAAUGUUGCGACCGAUGGGAAAUUAGAUGAAGCUGUAUCCAAAAUAGAAAAUCUCACUGCAAGGCUGCUUCUAUUGGAAAACAGAAUGUCCAUCAUUGAGGCCAAGAUGGACACUAUACAAGUGUCUACCAACUCAGUGAAUUCACAUUCCACUUCCAACCAUGUUACAUUAGUCAACAACCAGUCAAAUAUGCGACCUUCUCAUGCAAAACCAACAGGGAACCAGUCAUCACCAGAAAAGCAACCUUCAAAACAGUCUUUUCCAGCCAGACAACCUACAAACCAGUCAAAACCUGAUUAUCCUCUUAAAGAAAACAGCUAUCUGCAGCCGGAAGUGAAACCUGUAUCACAAGACAUUUUACAGUCUGAUAUGUUAAAUGAAAAGUAUGUUUUCACAAGAGAUAGGGGUCAAGGAGACAACAAAAUGGACCAGUCAAACAUAGACCAGACUGGACUUUUCUCAGGACCAGGCAAUUCUUUUGCUGAAGAGCUACGAGCAAUGGGUGUCAGCCAGAAAGGCCAGAUUAAAGAAACCACAGAUUUUUCAUUAAACUACUCUCCUAUACGAAGAGUCAAUAAUGGUAUAGUAGGGUCAACCAUGUCCGCCAAUGAGGAUACUUUCGCUUUAGAAACAGAGGACGACGCUCGACGGGCUAGUACACCAACAUUUGGCGGAACAUUUUAUGGAGAAAAUUCUUUACAAUGCGACAUUUCACAUGUGGAGAUUAAAGAUACUGUGUCGAGAAUUCAUAAUAUGAUGAAAGAAACAACAAAGAUGAUGAAAGAACAAGCUGUAGUGCACCCAGUUCAGAGAGGAGCUGAACAGCCUGAUGUUGUGCAGCCACCAGAGGUCGACAGUAUCAACUGAAAUAGUGUUACUAUUUACAAAAUAUUUUGUUAUAACACAAUUUAGUGCUGUAAAAUAAAAAUGCCAGUGCUGUAAUCAAAGCUAUAAUAAACAAAUCAGCACAGUGAUUAAACAAAUAAGUUCCAAGUAAUAUGAACAUAAUAAUGCUGCAAUGGAAACAAACCAGUGUUGUAAAUUGAACAUGACAAUGUUGUAAUAUAACCUAACCAGUGCUGUGAUAUUAGCAAAGCACAGCUCUAAAGUAAACAAUUCAGUGCUGUAAAUAACUAACCAGUGUUAUAAUAUAGACAAACUUAUUUAGCAAAUUUAGCAUGAAAAUUAAACUCAUCAGUGCUAUAAUUUAAACAUAUCAUUGUUGUAAUAUAGACACAUUAGUGCUGUUAUAUAGACACAUUA